Anoplophora glabripennis (Asian longhorned beetle) is the source of this 1618-nucleotide messenger RNA. RefSeq lists its product as uncharacterized. Lineage: Eukaryota; Metazoa; Arthropoda; Insecta; Coleoptera; Cerambycidae. The record is from RefSeq and is a predicted model, not a curated record. Bases 677 to 1330 code for a protein of 217 amino acids. The transcript has 2 exons.
UGGAAGAUAAAUUGAAAAAAUUUUCUAAUAUAAUAUGUAUGGAUGGAACUCAUUGCACAAAUAAUAAGAAAAUGGAUCUAACAAUAAUGUUGAUAAAGGAUGAUAAAAAUGCAGGAUUCCCGGUGGCUUUUUUUCUGUCAAAUAGAUUAGAUCAACAAAUUCAAGAAGUAUUUUUAGGGGCUCUAAAAGCAAAACUGAAAGAAGAAAUUAGACCUAAUUAUUUCAUGACUGAUGACGAUGGCAAGUAUUAUAAGGCAUGGGUAAAAAUAAUGAAUAAUCAACCAAGAAACUUUUGUGUACGUGGCAUAUAAUGAAGAAUUGGAAUAUACAGGGAAGAGCAAAAAUUAAAGAUUUGGACAUGAAGAAAAUGAAAGUAGAAAUUAAGAAAAUUUUGAAUGAGACCGAUGAGGAAAAAUUUUUAUAUUUGGUGGAUGCAUACUGCAACAAAUUGGAAACAGCAAAUGAAACUGCUUUCUUAAAUUAUCUCAAAAAGAAUUAUUUUCAGUCAAAUAGAACGCAAAUGUGGGCACAUUGUUAUAGGAAGAAUGCAGGAGUAAACACAAAUAUGUCAGUGGAAAGUUUGAACAAUUUUCUGAAGAACAACCAAUUGAAGAGGAGGGCUAAUGUUACUGUGGAAAAACUUUUAGAUACAAUUGAUUAACUAGUAGAUAUAAAAAUGUGGCAGCGUAUUUUGAACAUGGAAAGACCCAAUGCAAACAAUUAUCAAGACAGGAUAGUAAUAAAUGCACAUAAGAAAGCAGAAUCAGAGAAGAAUACGGUGGAGAUCAUUCAAAAAGAAGAAGGACAUUAUCAGGUAAAAUCUUCAGAUGGUAAGUCUUAUUAUAAUAUUACUUGUAAUCAAAUGUGUGGAAGCACAUGUAGAACUCUAUUUUGCAGAGUAUGUAAAUUUUGUGUUCAUCGUUAUCGAUGUGAAUGUAAGGAGUAUGCUGUGAGAAGUACCUUAUGUAAACAUGUGCAUUUGGUAUGUAUGUAUGAGGAGCGAGUGGGUACUAAUUAUGUUUUAGACGACGAUAUAACAGCCUUGGAAAAAGAAUCUGAAAUAAAUAUAUCCCAUCAAAGAGAAAUUACUCAGUUUAUUGAAGAAAAAAUAAUUGACAGUGUGGACAGCAAUGCAGAUGAGGAAAUGAUUAGAAAUGCAGAAAUUGAAGAUUUGGGUAACUUUUUGAAAUGUUUAAAUAAAGGAGAAUAUAGUAAUAUUAUGGAAAAAAUUAAAUUAUUGCGUAAAGAAGUGGAAGUGACAAAAAAUAAUUCCAAAAAACGAAAAAUGGAGAAGCAGGCGUAUUAUCCCUCAAAAAAAAAGCCCAUCUAGGGAAUUACAUUUAAUUUGGUCAAUUACAAAUGUUUUGAGAAAAUAUGAGAUAUCAAAGUAUAUUGAAGGAACAGAGAAUGAGUUAAUAAACAGAAGGGUUAGUACCUACUUAAUUCGACAAAGAUAUCUCACAAAAAUCAAUCGUUAUUAAGUUUUUAAUUUCAGAUUAUUUUAAACGAACACAGUAUUGUUUAAGGAUAGCAUACCUGUUGUAGUAUUUUAUAACUUUAUUAUUAAUUAGCUAGGGAACGAAAACUGUGUUUUCUUUUUUCCCCUAAAAUUAGGGGU